Molecule: messenger RNA, 802 nt
Organism: Dipodomys ordii (Ord's kangaroo rat)
Lineage: Eukaryota; Metazoa; Chordata; Mammalia; Rodentia; Heteromyidae
Gene: Atp6v0e1
Product: ATPase, H+ transporting, lysosomal 9kDa, V0 subunit e1
Exons: 4
Coding region: 65-310 (81 amino acids)
Biological process (GO): proton transmembrane transport
Cellular component (GO): proton-transporting V-type ATPase, V0 domain
Molecular function (GO): proton-transporting ATPase activity, rotational mechanism
Source: RefSeq, a predicted model, not a curated record
GCGCGCCUGGCACUUCCGGGUGGGACCCGAGGAAGGCGGCGGGCAGGGGCUGGCGGGCCGCACCAUGGCGUACCACGGCCUCACGGUGCCUCUCAUCGUGAUGAGCGUGUUCUGGGGCUUCGUGGGCCUCUUGGUGCCUUGGUUUAUCCCUAAGGGUCCCAACCGGGGAGUUAUCAUCACAAUGUUGGUGACGUGUUCCGUUUGCUGCUAUCUCUUUUGGCUGAUUGCAAUCUUGGCCCAACUGAACCCUCUCUUUGGACCGCAGUUGAAAAAUGAAACCAUCUGGUAUCUGAAGCAUCAUUGGCCGUGAGGAAGAAGCGCCCAGCCAAUGAGGUCACAGAGAGAAUUCCUUCUAGAUUGAAAAAAAAAAAAAAAUCACCUCCAAACCCACCAUGCCGUCCAUCCAUCUUUGUAGUGCCUAUUCCGGGCAUCAGCUGCCUUAAAAGUUCACUCCACACUUGAAGAUCCUGCUGUACUGUGCAGUAUUUUUUUCCUCCACCCUUUCUACACUCUGCCCAACGAUGUGCCUUCUCAAUCGACUCUACAAAGCGUGUUACGCUCGCUCUCAUCCGGGAGAAAAGGUGCUGUUCCGGGAAAUCUGGGUGUCUCUGAAUGGGGAGACAGCGCUGACCAUCUCCAGAGUGUUUCCUGCAAGACAAGCCAGCAGUCAGGAGCGAGCAUGCGCAGAGCGCACUGGUGACCCACAGAUUUUUUUUUUUUUUUACAGCAAGCUCUAUUUUUCAGGAUGAAUCUCCUCUGCCGUCUUUUGGAAUAAAUCACUUUUUCUUGCUUUCUAUGGAAA